AUGGCCCUGUACCAAUUUGAAAAGUUGCGGCCCGUUGGCCGACUGGAGCAGUACUCAACAGCCCGUCAUCAGGCUGGGUUUUAUCUGAACGUCGCAGUGACAGCUACAUAUGUCCUGCCAAACAGUUUCAAGCUGUCGGUGAAGGACUAUGUAUACCGAGCCUGUGAGACUUUGAUUGCAGAACAUCCGGUACUAUCCGCUAUCCCAGCAGCUGAUGAUACGCAAGAGCCAUACUUUGUACGACUACCGCAGAUCGACCUAGACCAAACGGUCUCUUUCGAGCAACGCAAGACUAGCUCUUCCUUGACAGAGUCCACUGAUGGAGAGCCCAGUGCGGAUCUCGAACUGCAGGCCUUGCUAGAAAGAGAGCACAACACCCCGUUCAAAGCGCCAAACACUUAUUGGAGACUCUGCGUCCUUACUGACCCCAUUGACGCAAGACGAUUCACGGCAGUCUUUGUGUAUCAUCAUGCCCUCGGUGAUGGCACUUCGGGCAAAGCUCUCCACCAAACCUUCCUGCGAGCGCUGGACUCUGCUGAUAGCGACAACCGAGAAACCAAGUCCAUCAUCCAGCCACCCGCAAAACCCUUGCUCCCCAACAUCGAGCAAAUCCAUCCGAUGCCACUCUCAUUUCUAUUCCUUGCCAAGAAGAUCUUCCAAGAAAAGAUCUACUCCCGUAGAGACCCUGGCCUCUGGAGUGGAGGCAAUAUCCGAACAGAAGGGCAGACCCACAUCCGCCUAGUCCCAUUCUCCAAGUCCCUAGUGACGUCGCUUCGGAAGGUCUGUCGCCAGGAAAACACGAGUAUCACAGCUCUCCUGCAUACAGCCUUGGCGCGCUCCCUCUUCGCCAAUCUCCCUCCCCGGUACACCAUUCUUAACUGCACGGGCGCUAUCUCCUGUCGCCGCUGGUUACCCGACAUCAUCACUGACGAAGUGAUGGGCGUCUACGUGAAUGAUUUCGAUGAAUCAUAUACCCGCAGUACCAUCAUGUCUGAAAACAUACACACCUUCCCAUGGGCCGAAGCCCGACGUUCAAAGCAAGGACUCGAAGCUGCUAUCCAGCGCCAAGGUAGCGAUACAGGUCCCAACCUGUUAAAGUUUGUAAACGAUUUCCAGCAGGAGCUGUGUCUGUCGAAGGUUGGCUCCGAGCGCUACAAGAGCUAUGAGAUUUCGAACGUUGGCGUCGUUUUGUGCGAGGCUGUGCCUGAGAAGCCGCGGAUUGAGGGUAUGGUGUUUUCGCAGUGUGCGAGUGUUAUUGGGAAUGCCAUUGAGGUGUCUGUUAUUACAGGCGGUGAUGGAUGUAUGGUGCUGGCGGUUACAUGGCAGGAUGGAGUUGUUGAGGAGAAUUUGAUUCAGGGCGCUAUUGCGUUUUUGAAGGACGAGUUCAAAGGGUUGGCUAAGUUGAAGUAA
Molecule: messenger RNA, 1410 nt
Organism: Penicillium daleae
Lineage: Eukaryota; Fungi; Ascomycota; Eurotiomycetes; Eurotiales; Aspergillaceae
Exons: 2
Coding region: 1-1410 (469 amino acids)
Molecular function (GO): N-acetyltransferase activity
Source: RefSeq, a predicted model, not a curated record